AUGUCGUCUACAGCGAGCACCAUUCAAGGAUCGUAUGAACGCGGCGAGCCGUGGUUCGAUGACGGAAACAUAAUCCUACAAGCAGGUUCCACCCGAUUCCGGGUGUACCGCGGAGCCUUGGCCCUCAAUUCACCGGUGUUUGCAAGUUCAUUUCCUCGCAAUUCUCGCGCUACCCAUGUGCCCUCGUCUACAGCAGUGUAUCGAUUGCAAGACCAGCCGGACGAGCUCCAGCAUUUCUUGAAAGCACUGUUUAUCCCAGGACAUUAUGAGAAGAAAGUGCGAAACGACUUUGACGCGACAGUAUCCGUGCUUCGCCUCAGCACGAAAUACCAAGUGAAGUACUUCCGGCAGGACAUUGUCGCCCAACUAUCGCUCGCGUACCCAACUGUUCUUCAAUCAUGGGACAAUCGGUCCAGCAUAUCUCUACGCACUCCAUUCCUACUCGAAAGAGCACCCGAGAUCCUCCGACUAGCGCGUGACACCGACAUCCGCGCCCUCAUCCCCGCAGCUAUGCUAGCUUGCUGCUCCAAUUCCCUUGAAACUAUCAUGGACGGCCUCUCCCUCUCUGCAGACGACGUGGAGACAUGCAUUCUCGGCCGCGAACGUAUCCUCGAAGCCUGGCGCUCGAAGAUCUUCUCCGAGCGCCAGCUCGUAUCCAGCGGCCCGGGGUUCGUCCUGAGUAGACAUAUCCCUUGCGACUCCGCCCGGCUGCGCUGGUUGUACCGGGAAGACGUCUGGGAGAUGGCCUUUGGAUACGACUGGUUCGAUCCUCUGAGGAAGGAAUACCCUUCCCUUGUUCCUGGCAUGUGCGCAGCGUGCCAGAAGGCUUUCAGUACUGGAUUUGAUCGGGCGAGGGCACAGAUAUGGGCGGACCUUCCUGGAUACUUUGGGCUCCCGGAGUGGUCCGUAUUGAGAACUGAGCUGGAUGAGAUUUUAAAGGAGGCUUAG
Messenger RNA from Gloeophyllum trabeum ATCC 11539, 948 nucleotides. RefSeq lists its product as uncharacterized. NCBI's taxonomy places the organism in Eukaryota, Fungi, Basidiomycota, Agaricomycetes, Gloeophyllales, Gloeophyllaceae. The record is from RefSeq and is a predicted model, not a curated record. The coding region runs from base 1 to 948 and encodes 315 amino acids. The transcript has 2 exons.